Messenger RNA from Caenorhabditis auriculariae, 4175 nucleotides. NCBI's taxonomy places the organism in Eukaryota, Metazoa, Nematoda, Chromadorea, Rhabditida, Rhabditidae. The record is from the annotation of a GenBank genome assembly.
AUGCCAUCUGGCAGGUCCCGUCCCCUCGGAUUACACGACCAUUGGCUUGUUAGAUGUCCCAAAUUGCAGACUGUCACCAGCAGAGCAGUAAAAAUGGCCCAAGCUGCCAAUCAAGCACUCAGCCUUUGUUUUCUUGUUCAUUCAAUUGCUGACCAUCGAAGCGGUCAAGAGUUGAGAAACUGCUUUUUUUCCGUUUUCAGGUUUUUUUUCUCUUUUCCCAUGAUGUUUGAGAAUCUGAAUAAUUCACUUUGUGAAGUCUUUUUAAUCUAUUUUUUCUCUUUCUCCAUCUAUUGAUGUUUGGCUCGAAGCUUGAACAUUUUUCAGACUUUUUAAAAGCUAGGCUUUUCAUCACUGUUUCUAGCUCCCUUUAUUUUAAGUGAAAAUUGAGAAAAGGUUUUCAGAUAUCUUGCGAUCAAAAAGCUCCAAAAAGCGAUCAAAAAGCUCAAAAAGCACUUCUCCCAACUUUUUAUUCCUCUUCUUCCAAAUUCGUUUUCAUCCUUCUCCAGAUUUUUUUAUGUUUUUGUUGCCUGAUUUGUCCGCCGCAGAGCUUCAAUACCCGUAAACCCUCUUUCCAAGCCAUAAAAGACUUCGGAACGAGUCCCCAAUGACAUUGCGCCAUGUUGGGGGUCAGCUGCGAAAGAGUUGGAGCCAAUGAGAUGAUCGUAAUCGUCUGAGCUUGAGUUGAAGCGUAGAUCUUCUUUUUUUGAGCUGAACGGAAUUGGUUGAGUCUUUUCUGUUAAGUGAAAAUUUUUUAGUAUUUCUCAUUAUUCACUAUCUGUUCAAAUUCCUAUAAUAGCGUUAAAAAAAAGUUUUCUGAAAAGUUCGAGAAAAAUUUCUAUUAAGAUGGUGGGGGCACAAAAAUGCUCAAAUUACCUGAAUUCAAAUUUCAAAAAUUUAGAAAAGUAUUUCAUAAGAAAAAACAUUUUUUAUUGCCAUUACUCCGUAUUUCACUAACGCGUUAUUUUUCUAAUAAUUCUGAUUGAAUAAUGCAUUUUUUUCACAGCUCAAAUUGUUUCUCACGGAAACCUCAAGGACAUAUCAAGCCGCAAAGCACGCAGAAGCUUCCUGAGUCUUUUGAAAAGCCGACGCCCCUUGCAAGAUUGACCCUUAACGGCAUUUUAAUUAUUGCGAACCGCGUCGACUUCGUCUUGUGUGCGUUCGCCGCCUCAUAUUACCUGAUUGCUCAUUGUUUAUUCAAUGAGUCGUGCUGGUCAAAACUGCAAGAAUUUUCAGGCUCCUGGUUCCUAUGGCUCCUGUAAAAUGAAAAUCUUGACCAUCUUCUUGGUUUCUGUUGUUCUAACGACUGUGAAUGGCUGUCCUGAUGGGUGCACCUGCCAGCGUAAGUUGAUUUUUUCCUACCUGGAAAGUCAAUGUGAUGUAUUAUGUAGAGGAGGUCGAACUUUGAUGUCUGCGUGAUGGACUCAAAAAUCAAAUUAAAAUGCUAAUUGUUCUUUAUUUCAGACAACAGUUUAUCCUGUCACUGGCUCAGCAAGCAGAACUACGCAGACCUUCUGAAAGAUCUCACACAUUCUUCCAUAGAUUCUCUGCAUGUUGUUUCAACGGCUGAUUUUUCUAUCGAAGAUCUACCAACCUUAGCCAGCUUGAGGUAAAAUUUUCAAUAUGCUUUCAAAAGUUGGAUUUUCAGUCAACUAACUAUUGAAAACUGUUCAACACCAGAUCCCUGGCUGGUUCAAAGGAACCGCUUUCCAAAUGUCAGAAAACUCAGAAUUAUUCAUUCCAACAUCACGGUAAGAGUAACUCUUUGAAAAAACAGAAGCCAAGUUUCAGUCCAUUGCGAGAAGUUUGGUUCUCGCCUUCCCAAUGCUGGAAGAGCUUGACCUUGGGUACAAUCAAAUCUUCUCGCUGGGAUCCGAUUCCAUACAUCUUCCUCGCGUCAAAAAAUUAUCUCUCAAUAAUAACAGAAUAGAAGUGAACUAACAGGAAAAUCGUGUCCGAAAAUCGAUAUUUGAAGGUGCUAGGGGUGCACAUCCUACGUUACAUGCCACAGCUCCUCGAACUUGACCUGAGCUCCAAUAUGCUCACAAAGCUGGUGGUAAUUUCAAUUUUUCAUAAGCUCGAUGAUUGCGAAUUAAUAGACGAGCGACUUUUCCUCGGCUUCAACUUUGCGGAUCCUCCGCAUCAACCGCAAUCAGAUAAAGACAAUCGAAUGUGAUACGAGUACUCAGAUGCCGGCGGUUUUUAAAUUUUGUUUUUGAAGAUUAAGGUUAAAAUGCAGAUUGAAAGUUUGGACCUCAGUUUCAACGAGUUGUCGGAAAUGCCUGGAGAUGGCUUGAGAGACAUGGAACAAAUUGUCAGGCUCAACUUGAGCUUCAACCCAAUCAACGCCAUACCUCAUGCGGCGCUACGUCUGCCAAACUUGCAGGUAAAUUUCUUUCCGAUGUUUUUAGAAGAUUUUUUAAAUUGUAAAACACCCUCAGAAUUACAUAAAUGUUUUUUUCUCAGGUCCUCGACCUGAGCAACACUUUGGCUCGAGUCGUAGAAGCUGGGGCUUUUUCUUACCUGCCACACCUGCACACCCUCCACUUGCAGAACAACAAGUUGCUCCUGGCUAUUUCAGCUCUCGCCUUUCAAAAUAAUAGCAUUGUUUUCAGGUUUUCUAUUUUUAGACGCCUAGGUAUAGGGAAAACAUUGGAAAAUCGUGCUUGUACGAGAAAAGUUGCGAUUUGAAUGCUUCAAAAAAGGGGAGUAAGCGAUUCUUAACGCGACCUUCUCUUUUUUUGUGAUUCUUAACGCGACCCUCUCUUUAAAGCAUCGAUUAUUUUGAUUCAGUAUGGACAUCUCCAACACUGCCCUACGGAUCAUUCCUGCAGCGAUGUUCAACUACGUAUCAAGAGUUGAUAGUAAAGUUCUGAAAAAAAGAAAUUAGUAAAAAAAUUCAGAUAAAAAAAUUGGCGGAACUCGAUUUGAUUGUGGGUGCAUUCUGGAAAGCUUGGAGGACAUGGGGACUACGACGAUGGUGGACUGGGACAGUGCUAUUUGUGUGACGCGGAAGGGAGCUAUUCAGAAGUUGGUUCAUUUUCAUAGUUUAGUGGCAGUUUGUGUGGAAAAAUGAAUUUUCUUUCCAUAAAUUUGGAACAAAAAAGUUUACUUUGAAGAAUUUCUGAGCUGACAAGGUCUUCACUGACACCAGAAGACACAUGUCGCCCUGACCUCUUCAUUCCGCAAAACAGCAUCCAAACAGCCUAUGUUGGAGACACUUAUCACAUUCACUGUCUGAGUGAGUGAAUUCUCUCUUACCAUUCCGAAAAUAUAUCCAGGUAACUUGGAUGACGUCGAAAUGUCUUGGAAAACGCCGAAAAAUCUUACCCUACACUCCUUCCCUCCACAGGUCUUACAAAUGAAUAAAUGUUGUUAUGAGAAAUUCUUUAGCUGGCCAGCCCCCUUCCUCGGCUCGAUUAUUUCACAAGUUCUUUGUUUGAGCCUGCUUCUGUUGAGAAAGUUAUUAACCGAACGAAAGCGACCACAGAGUAUUUUGGGUGGGUUGAAGCUUUUUAUUGAUAUGUGAUUAACAAAGUUGUUUCAGUAUUGAUGUCGUUUUGGGCUUUGAUAAUGGGACGUAUGAAUGUACCUCACGAAAAGAUGGAAUGAGUGCCAGCAAGAGAAUUCAUCUGAUCGUCAAAAAGCCGGACAUUGUUCUGAAUGCCACACAUGUCAGUUAUAAUCAACUUAAUGCUGUUUCAGAUAUAACAAUUUUAUGAGAAAUAUAAGAAGGGGUAUACAUUUUCAUGUUCAAUUUCCUGAAACUAUCGUCAAGCAGAAAGCAAUCUUUUUCAGGUUGGCGUGACCAGUGUUCAUUUGGCAUGGAACAAAAACCUACACGUCCAGGCCGUUGACAAGUUGGAUAAAUAUACGAUUAUCUAGAAAAAAAAAGAUUUAGGGUGGCCCUACAAGUUGUAACCUACAGCGGAAGCGACUUCAAGCGCGAAGUUCAACUGUCACUGUUUAACAUGUACUGCAGCUACAAUUUGAUAAAUUUAUCUCCUGAUAAGGUAAAUAUUAGAACAUCUUUUUCAAUUUUAAAACGGCUUUUUUUAUCUGGUGCGACUUUUGAGUUUUAUUAAGCGACCGAACAUAUUUGGCCAUUUUUUCAAAGGAAAAAGUUUUUACAAGUUCAGGAGUACAAGAUCUGCCUCGAAAUGGGUUCUCUCGCAUGA